Oryzias latipes (Japanese medaka) is the source of this 5800-nucleotide messenger RNA. RefSeq names its product hyccin 2. Gene Ontology annotation, cellular component: plasma membrane. Gene Ontology annotation, biological process: phosphatidylinositol phosphate biosynthetic process; protein localization to plasma membrane. NCBI's taxonomy places the organism in Eukaryota, Metazoa, Chordata, Actinopteri, Beloniformes, Adrianichthyidae. The record is from RefSeq and is a predicted model, not a curated record.
ACUGGGCCUCAGUGAAUAUUUAUAUAUUCAUAUAACAUACAAGUCUCAAGGUCACUCUUCUUUCCAAACUAAUCAAUAGUUUUUGGACCAUCUAAAAUUGAAAGAAUUUCAUGGUAUUGGAAAUAUUUUCAUUUGAUGACUGUUCUUGAUUCAGUUGGACCCUCUGCCAAAUGUUUCCAUGCACUUAAACAUCAUCUCACAAGUUCAAGAUGUAGUUUAUUUGUGUAGGAUUUUGUAAGGAUGUGUUCCUUACAAAAACGAUGUAGGUUAGCCUCACUGUUUGGAAACCUGAAAGUAGUUGAAGGUCCUCAUAGGCUUUGUUUGAACUGCUGUAGUUUGUUCUAACAGAUGUGGCGUUUGGAGUGCUGUAAACAGGAUGGGCUGCUCCUUUCUGUUCCUUGUGAAAUCAACCAGAGAACAAUGAGGAGGCUCUGGAAAGUCAGAGCACCGCUUAGGUAAACACCUGACUAACAGACAGCCGCCAUCAUCAGGCAGAUGGCAUCAUUUAGCUAGCAUUAGAUUUUGGAAAGCAAACACUAAACGGCGUGGAUUUAGAACUGGAAUAAGAGUUGUCGUAAAUGCACUGGAUUAUAAUACUGUAGCUUGUUUCCAGAUGGAAGGUGCUCCUGAUAGUGUGACAGAUGUGUGGCACAGUGGGACGUCCUUUGCAUCUCCCUGGGGAGAUUUGAGUUUUGGGACACCGAGCCAAAGGACGCUCUCUGAGGAAGAUGUUCGGCUCCGAGCGCAGUGUUGUAGAAGAAUGGCUCUCCGAAUUCAAGUCCUUACCAGAAACCCACAUUCCCAGCUAUGCUGGCAGCCUUCAUUUGAAGAAAUCUCUGGUUCCAGCUCUCUACAGAGUCAUCCAGGACCCCAACAAUGAGCUGUUGGAGCCAGUGUGCCACCAGCUGUUCGAGUUAUACCGAAGCUCCGAAGACCGCCUGCGCCGCUUUACCCUGCAGUUCCUGCCUGAGCUGGUGUGGGUUUAUCUGCGCAUCACUGCCAGCAGAGAUCGCCAGAGCAACGGCUGCAUCGAGGCCCUACUCUUGGGCAUCUACAACCUGGAAAUUGUGGACAAAGAUGGGAACAGUAGACUUCUCUCUUUCACUAUCCCGUCUUUGUCAAAACCAUCAAUAUAUCAUGAGCCUUCUAGCUUGGGGUCUAUGGUUCUGACAGAGGGAGCUCUGUGUCAACACGAUCAGAUCAGAGUGCUGUACAGUGGCCUCCACCCCCAGAGAGAGACUUUCACUGCACAGAACAGGUUUGAAGUCCUUUGUUUUCUCAUGCUGUGCUACAAUGCUGCUGUGGUCUACAUGCCCCUUUCUUCCUAUCAGUCAGUCUGCAGGAUGAGUUCAAGGUUGUGUGUGUGCGGCUUCCCCCGGCAGCAACAGAAGCUGUGGAGGGAACCCUGCAACCGAGUUCUGCUGGAUCCAGAGUUCAUGGUGCAGAUGCUGACUGCUGUUUAUCAUGCCAUAUACAAUGGGGAGUGGGAGAUGGGACGUGAAGCUCUGGAGGACAUUGUGUACAGAGCCCAGCUGGAGCUUUACUCGCAACCUCUACUGCUGGGAAAUGCCAUGAAAAGCUCGCUGCCAGAAAGUGCUCCCGAUGAUCCAAGGGGACGAAAGGUUCUCCAGGUGGAGGUGACGCCCACCGUCAGUCGGAUUUCCAUCUCGGCAAUCACCACAGCCUCCAUACGGCGCCACCGCUGGAAGAGAGAGGAUUGUUUUGACUACUCAACCGGUGCAGAGUUUAGCCUCAUCGUCAGUCCUCCUAGCAGCGUCCAGCAACACCACCAUCCUCACUGGGAACCUGCAGCUAAGGAGGAAAAAGGAGGGCGGCGUCAGAGCCACCACAGCAGCAUCAGCAGCAUCAUUCCCCCCAUCACUCUUGAGGAUACUGAUGGCAUGAGUGGCGGGGAGGACUCCUUCAACAUCAACGACCCGGACGAGGGCUUCUCCUCCGGCGCUUCCAACAGCAGCCAGCCCAGCGGCACCAAAGCCGGCGGCGGCGGGGUGGGGCUGAGGGGCAGCAGCCUGAGCAGCAGCAGCAGCAGCAUUAAGAAAGCCAUCACAGCCCGACUCUCCCGAGACAGGGAGAAGGUAAGGGAGCGCGAGAGGGAGGCGGACAGGAAGCCAGAGCUAUUGACAGAUCACCAGCCCGCUGAGAGCAGGCCCCCGCAGAGGCAGCAGUCGCCCCCAAGCAGCAUCAACUUGGAGGCCAUCCACCUAAGUCCCAUCAAGAAGCACCUGAGUUUCCCCGUGGGGCCCGCUCUGGUCCGGACUGGCAGUACCUCUUCCAGCAAGUCGUUUGACUGCAUGACUUUCAAUCUGAACGGAGGCGAGGACGAGCAAGAGGAGGCGGCGCGGGGCGAGGACAAGGAGCGGGGCAUUUCAGUCGGGGGUUCGCACCGCCACUCCACCAUCAGCCUGCAGGAGGAGCACCUCGUCAGGCCAGAGGAGGCCCAGGAGCUGCUGCCCGCCGGAGCUCCUCUGACGAAGCAGUCCCGCUCCCCCAGUUUCAACAUGCAGAUCAUAUCGCAGGUGUAAUGAAACCAAACGCUCAUCCAACUCUGAGUCCCUCUUGUUUUGUGUGUGUGUGGAGGAGAAACGCGUUUGUCUCCACCUUUUUAACAUCCAUUAAACUGUAAGUUUCAGUUGUUACUGUCCGUUUCCUGAGAACAAAACGAUUCUGAAGUGACUGCAGUGGAGUGUGGAGGAGUCCAGCAUCUCCCUGCAACUUCCCAUCUGACAACACUGAUCAUUCCACACAGUCUGUCCUCCACAAGAGGAUGGAGCAGAAGAAAGGUCGUCCGGCCACUUGAUGCAUUUCAGGUUAUUGCGUUACGGACUGGAUCAAUCAAAACAAAUCUGCAAUAACGCGUCGGGAGAAAAGUGAGGAUUGUUGCUUUUUUUCUCCUUACUUCCUUCCAUUAUUCCUGAGGUCACGUGCAAUCGUUCUUGCUAGGGUUUUUUUAAUUAUUAGGUGUUACUCUGUUUUAUUUUGAAACAUUUCUUUCAGUGUGUAGAAAUUCCAUCCAAAGACUUUAGGUUUUCUUCAUUUGUAAAAAUCUGUCUCUCAAGGGAUUCUUUACAAUGUAGGUCACAAGUUUAGUCAUUUUUCCGUUGUAAUGAUACAAUCACGUCAUUUGUUAAAUCAAAAAAUCGAGGUUGAUGUUGAACCAAACUGUAAGGCGGCAAGAGUUUUACUUGCCUCAAGCUUUCAACUGGACAAAUCUUAAAGAAAAGUUACUGUGCAGCUACUCCAGAGUGUUUUUUUUUUCUUCGAUUACAAAUUUAAAAAUGUUCAAACGACACUGGAGAGUGCAGGUUAGUGUGACACUAAAGGCAAUGACUGUAUUUAGUUUGUAAUUUUUUUCUGAAUGCUUCCUGUUGAAAGUAAUUGUUGCCCGUUUAUGCUGGAACUGCAGCUUGUGUGCAGAGUUACAAGUCAAAGCUGGUAAUCUGCUGCCCUCUAGAGCCUUGUACGAGUAACUGCACAUCAUCAAGCUCUGAUGAUUGUCUUCUGUUUGGACGUUAAAGCGUUGUAGAUUUUUUUUGUUCUGUCAUAGUACGUUUUGCAGUGUGGAUACAUGCCUCCUGUGAAGACGCAGCAUCUGAAAUCUAAAUGCGAGUUUCCGCUCCAACUAGGACCCUAAGAUUUGUCUUCUAGUGGUUGAUUAAGACUAAUCAUGUCAGGUUUUUUAUUUUUAGGUUAGCCACCACCUAAAUUAUUUGAUUUCAGGACUUUUGCAUUUCUGAAACACUGUAGUCGCUCUAUUUCAAUGCACCAAAGCGUUCUUUUGUUUUCUUGGUUUUGUUGUGAUAAAUAUAAGUGCAAUUUCUUUUCUUUCUUUUUUUUAAUUCCACAUGUGAAUGGAGUUCUUCUGUGCUGUGCAAAGCCUGCGUCCGCUCGCAGUGCUGUUUAGCCUUGUAGUGCUUUCAUGCCUGGUCUGACGGAUGUGAACCGGCUGGUUGUCUGCAUGUUUUAGUGCCCUGCGAAACAACGCUGUUUCAGACGCAUGAAACGGCGGCGAGCCAAACAUGACGCUUGUCCUCGUCUUAGCCACAUGUGCCAAAAUGCAUUUUCUCUUUAAGGAUUUUUUCUCUUCUCUUCUUAAAGAUUCUUUUUAGGUUGGGUGUCUUAAUUCAAUGCCUCGUUUCCUUUAAUUAUUGGUCUUACUUCAAAGCUAGGGGACCAAAAUAUUCCAACAGCCGGUUCAGCAACCCUACCAAGAUGCUUUUUUUUAUUUUUUUAGUUCUUUCUUUUGUGCAACACGUAGUUCUUUCAGAGUUGUUGCUUGUGUUGUUCACACAUAAAAGCAGUAUAUCGUGGGUAUGUGUCCUGUAGAUGUAUAUUCUAAAACACAAGAAAAUAAGCGUUGACGGUGCAGUGAAUGAUCUCAUGCUGCUGCUGCUGUUUGAAGCGAGUCCCGCCUGUGCUUCAGCCUUAAACAUUUCCUAAAGCCUCUUUGGCCUCGCCUCCCUGCUGGACUCUAGCAGUAGAUGGGAAGGAGCAUAUCUAGUUCUUGCUGUCACCACCUGGCGUCUGCUUUCAUCCCUGUGUUGUGGGCCUCCCCCUCUAGCAAGCUGUGCUCCCAUUUGCUGUUUUUUUUUUUGCUGUGAUGUAAGUGACACCUUUGCGCUGUUUUCAACCUGGUGACGUGUUCGUGUCUUUAUACCCCGACCGGGGUUUCCGGCAGCCAUGUUGGGUCUGUAUCCUUACUUAGAGUAACCGUUAUCCCUCAGUCUGUGGUGUGAUUUGCAUGUGAUCAGGAUGGGAAAUCAACAGCAGCCUGCGAUUGUCAGAUUAUCCUUCAGGUUUGCAGACAAAUAAGCUUUUAUUUCUAAAAAGAUUUUUCAAGUAGAUUUUUAAUGAAAGUAGAUUUGCUGUUAGUCGUUGACUGGUUCAUUUCCUGUCUUGCAUAUGAUAACUGUGGGCUUUGUUUUCUGCAGUAUAAUGCACUUUAAUCCAUCCACCUCUAAAAACAGUUAUAAAAAUGUCAUAUAUAUAUAUAUAUAUAUAUAUAUAUAUAUAUAUAUAUAUAUAUAUAUAUAUAUAUAUAUAUAUAUAUAUAUAUAUAUAUAAAUAAGGGAGAUAUGUGUAUACACUUAGUGCAGGGUUUUAGUCUCUUAAACGUAGUGCUUCUAUGGAGUGUCUCAUGCAACGCAAAUAUUUUUGUCCAAAAAUACAGCUAUUUAUUUAUUUUUAUUUAAAAAUUCUCCAUUUGGAAAAACCAAAAAAAGGACAAACUUACGGGAACUGGAAGGUCUCAGGACUUUAUCAAAAAAGAAAAAGCCACAUUUUUGAAAAUGGCAGCACCGCAAUUUUUGUUUGACAUGAUUAAUUCUAUGCAACAUUUUUCCCUUUUUUUUUUUCUUUUUUCUCUUUCUUUUUAAUGUUUUGGCUCUCAUUGAUCUGUGGUGGGCAGCAGAACACGCUUCAAAAAGGUGUGAUUCCUCAACCUGGCUGAAAGGUUCUGGUGUAGGACGGAGAAACGUGGAGCAUGUAUUUGUGGUUUGCUGCACGCCGAGCCCUCCUGUCGGGCUCCUGCUCUCGGAUUUGAGUGGCGUUUGAAAUGUCAACCGAAUAGCAAUGAUAAAAUUAUAAUAAAUGUUCCAAGGGAAGCUGCUGGAUUAUAACUAUGUAAUAAUUAUCUUGUAUAAAUGGAGAGAGAGACCUAUUUUAAUUCCUGUAAAUAAAAUGUACAAAGUUCAAAGCAAGAUGAAUAUAAAAACUGAAUAUAAUUCUGAGAUGUAGAAAGAAGUUGAUCUGUAUAUUGUUGAAUAAAUAUUGUGCUGUAAAA